GUCAUAAGUGUUUUUGAACGCAUUUUCGGAAGAAAAUGCAAACGAUUUGACUGUCAACAAAUGCGAUGUACACAUAGCUUUGCACCUUUUUUUCGAUAAAUUUCUGUAAAUUCAAAACAAUGGCAGACCGACUGACCCAACUACAGGAUACAGUUAAUCAGCAAGCAGAACAUUUCUGUAACAGCAUCGGUGUCCUGCAACAAUUUUCUGUGCCUAGUAAAUUUCCAGGUUUCGAACGUACCGGAUCUCCACAACAAAACCAGCAAGAGGACUAUGCACAACUAUUUUCGACAUUAAUAUCGAGAUGUGCUAAGGACAUAGACACCCUGAUUGAUUCGCUGCCGAAUGAGGACAGUUCACAAGAGUUGCAAAUCCAAAGUUUAAAAACGCUGGAACAACAGAACCAAGAAGCAGCUGAACGAUUAGAAGAAGUAAUUCGCAAGGGUGAAUCGUUAUUAGAGAAAAUACAAACGGCCCUUGGUGAUAUAGCACAAGCUCAACUAGAUAUGCAAGUUUCGAAUACCAAGAAGUAAUUGAUCGGAAAUAUAUUUUUUUAAAUUAUUGAAA
Molecule: messenger RNA, 567 nt
Organism: Bradysia coprophila
Lineage: Eukaryota; Metazoa; Arthropoda; Insecta; Diptera; Sciaridae
Gene: MED21
Product: mediator complex subunit 21
Biological process (GO): regulation of transcription by RNA polymerase II
Cellular component (GO): mediator complex
Molecular function (GO): transcription coregulator activity
Source: RefSeq, a predicted model, not a curated record